Messenger RNA from Parnassius mnemosyne (clouded apollo), 1764 nucleotides. NCBI's taxonomy places the organism in Eukaryota, Metazoa, Arthropoda, Insecta, Lepidoptera, Papilionidae. The record is from the annotation of a GenBank genome assembly.
AUGGCUCUGAAAGCUCUUGUUGGUCAAAAGAUUAUGAACGAGGUGAUCCGCUAUCGCGGACCAAAAGGCAAGAAGUCGCAACGCAUAGAAUGGCGGAUCCUCAUAGUGGACCAACUCUCAAUGCGCAUGGUUUCUGCAUGCUGCAAAAUGCACGACAUCUCGGCAGAGGGAAUUACUUUGGUUGAGGAUAUCCAUAAGAAAAGAGAACCACUAUGCACCAUGGAUGGGAUCUACCUCAUCACGCCAUCUGAGAAAUCUGUACAUGCACUAAUCAAUGACUUCUCAGUCGGUAACCGAAUUAUGUACAAGGCGGCACAUGUUUUCUUUACAGAAGUAUGCCCAGAGGAACUGUUCAAUGAGCUGUGCAAAUCAACAGCCGCCAGAAAAAUUAAAACUUUGAAGGAGAUUAAUAUUGCCUUCUUACCAUAUGAGAGCCAGGUGUUCUCGUUGGACUCUUCAGAGACGUUCCAGUGCAUGUACAACCCUGCCCUUGCACAAACACGUAACGCUAAUAUGGAACGUAUCGCAGAACAAAUUGCAACCUUAUGUGCAACGCUGGGAGAAUAUCCUUCUGUACGGUAUCGAAGUGAUUGGGAGCGUAACGUAGAACUUGCACAACUUAUCCAGCAAAAGCUUGAUGCCUAUAAGGCCGAUGAACCGACCAUGGGUGAAGGACCAGAGAAAGCGCGUUCACAACUAUUAGUACUAGACCGCGGGUUUGACUGCGUCUCACCGCUCUUGCACGAACUCACUUUGCAAGCUAUGGCCUAUGACCUAUUGCCUAUUGAGAACGACGUCUACAGAUAUGAAGCAUCUCAGGGGCAGGUGAAAGAAGUAUUGUUGGAUGAAAAUGACGAGCUGUGGGUGGAACUCCGCCACCAGCACAUUGCGGUUGUAUCCACGUCCGUCACUAAGAACCUGAAGAAAUUUACAGAGUCCAAGCGCAUGGGUGGAGGUGACAAGCAAUCAAUGCGAGACUUAUCCCAAAUGAUUAAGAAAAUGCCGCAGUAUCAAAAGGAACUUUCUAAGUAUGCUACUCACCUGCGUCUCGCCGAAGAUUGUAUGAAAGCAUACCAGGGUUAUGUUGACAAGCUAUGCAAGGUGGAACAGGAUCUGGCCAUGGGAACUGACGCAGAAGGAGAAAAAAUUAAGGAUCAUAUGAGAAGCAUUGUACCUGUAUUGCUGGAUCAGACGGUGACAAACUACAAUAAAAUGCGUAUCAUCGCUUUGUACAUCAUGUCGAAAAACGGUAUAUCUGAAGAAAAUUUGAAUAAACUAGUUACUCACGCUCAACUGGAGCCCUCCGACAAGCAGGCGCUUUUGAACCUGGCGAAUUUGGGCCUUAAUGUUGUUAUUGAUGGUAACAGGAAAAAACAAUAUCAAGUUCCAAGAAAGGAGCGUAUCACUGAACAGACUUACCAGAUGUCUCGAUGGACUCCAGUGAUCAAGGAUAUAAUGGAAGAUGCAAUCGACGAUAAAUUAGACCAACGUCACUUUCCAUUCUUGGCCGGCCGCGCCCAAACUUCCGGAUAUCAGGCACCUACCAGCGUUCGCUAUGGUCACUGGCACAAGGAUAAGGCUCAGCAGACUAUAAAGAAUGUUCCACGACUCAUCGUUUUCGUGGUUGGAGGUGUAUGUUUCUCUGAGAUUCGCUGUGCGUACGAGGUAACUGCUGCCCUUAAGAACUGGGAGGUUAUUAUUGGUUCUUCACACAUCUUGACACCGGAUACUUUCAUCUCAGACCUCAGCUCUCUUACAGCUUAA